Messenger RNA from Labeo rohita (rohu), 1853 nucleotides. RefSeq names its product ephrin-A1b (gene efna1b). Gene Ontology annotation, biological process: ephrin receptor signaling pathway; axon guidance. The record is from RefSeq and is a predicted model, not a curated record. The transcript is spliced from 5 exons. The coding region runs from base 188 to 868 and encodes 226 amino acids. Gene Ontology annotation, molecular function: ephrin receptor binding. NCBI's taxonomy places the organism in Eukaryota, Metazoa, Chordata, Actinopteri, Cypriniformes, Cyprinidae. Gene Ontology annotation, cellular component: plasma membrane.
CAGGCUUUUUACCGCGACAGUUUCUGCUAAAGAUUCACACAAACUUGUUAUUCAAGUGAACCGAAUCACUAGUGUUUCAGCGAUUCUCGCACUGCAAUAGUGCACCUUUAUAUUUGCGUCUUCAACGUGCAAAACAAAACAUUGCACUCGUAUUUAUUCUUUUGAAGAGCAUUAUAUCCCGGACUCGAUGGAUUUUCUGUGGCUGGUGUGCGUUGCGGUGAGCGUCAGCGCCUGGUACGCGUCUGCGGAGCGACACAGUGUUUACUGGAACAGCACGAAUGCAAAUUUCCUAUGGGACGAUUACACCGUGGAGGUCCGCAUUAAUGACUACCUAGACAUCAUCUGCCCUCACUACGCACGUGGCGAGAUCCCAUCCCAGGAGGCCGAGCGGUACGUGCUGUACAUGGUGGAGCUGGAGGACUACGAGAACUGCAAGCCGCAGUCCUUCGACCAGCUGCGCUGGGAGUGCUCCAGACCGUUCGCUCCUCAUGCUCCAGAGAAGUUCUCUGAGAAGUUCCAGCGCUUCACUCCCUUCACUCUGGGCAAAGAGUUCCGCCAGGGAGAGAGUUACUACUAUAUUUCCAAGCCUCUUCACCAUCAUGGACAGGAGUGUUUGAGACUGAAGGUGGAUGUUGUUGGACCUCAUGGUUCCAAGAACAAGAAGAAGAGCAUGGAAAAAGAUGAGGAAUUAGAAGGAAAGAGGGCUGCCGGUGGAGUCCAUAACCCAUCAAACAGGCUUCCAGCAGAUGACCCUAUUGCCAUGAUCCCAGUUGUGCAGAGGAGCGUGGGCAGUUCAGGUGUUCGCAUUGCUCCCGUCUCGAGUUUUGUCACGUUGAUCUCUAUAUUCCUCUUCUUGCUUCUCCACUGAGCCUAAUAUAAGAAGACUUUAUGGACGCUGGUCCGUUGGGACACAACAGACUUUAAUGCCGGUGCUGGUUACCGGCUUCGAAAAGAGAUUUUAUACAAAGAAGUUUUUUAUACAAACUGAAGUUUUGGUGCUGGCGUGCAAGUUGCUGAGUGAUGUGUUUGUAUUUGUGUUUGUGACCAGAGAAAGCUGUUUUUUUGAAGAAACUUCUCCUUUUUUUUUUUUUUUUUUUUUUUUUUUUUUUUUUUGAAGAGUAAUUACCGUUUUAUGGUUCUUUUCCCCAUCAGCUCUUUUUAUUUACUUUUGUAGAUUGUAUGUGUUCAUUUUUCCUGGAAAAUCAUCAAAUUUAUUUCCCAAUGUGAUGCAGAAUAAACCUUGAAGACCGGACAGCUUGUCUUGUAACAAGAAUUGUGAACACAAAAAUGAACAAUAGACUAGAUAUUGUUUGAUAGAGACCUUCGCUCUACCGAUUCGAGCCAAAGAUCACAGGAUUUAUCAUCUAAACCAACCCCUGAUUUUGCACCUUAUAAAGAAUUGAUGUUUGUGCAUAUAACAGUGUUCGUAAAUGUAGAAGAGUUAUCAAGCAUUGGUGUUUCCUGUGUUUUGGAUUUCGUGUUGCUGUAGUUUCAGUUGGUUUCUGUGAUGUAAUGUGAACACACCCCUACAAAAUGUACUGGCACUAAUGUAUAGAUGAGAUUUUUUUUUUUUUUUUUUUUUUUUCAUAAAACAUUUGGUUUUGAAUAGGAAUGUUUGGUUGUGCUAUUUGUGUUUGCAAGUGAUGGAGAAAGAAGCCGGACUUCUGGACAGAGAGCACAACAUGCACGAACAUUUCAAAUGGUUUACAAAAUUCUCUCAAAUAAGUUAAAAGAACAAUUUCUUUUGUAAAAAGUUGUUUUGUACUGUAUUGGUUUAUAAACUUGUAAAUAGUUAUGUAAAAAUGUACAUAUUGAGAGUUAUAUAAAAUAAAGACCUUUGUUAAUUAUGAAAA